Molecule: messenger RNA, 663 nt
Organism: Sinocyclocheilus anshuiensis
Lineage: Eukaryota; Metazoa; Chordata; Actinopteri; Cypriniformes; Cyprinidae
Product: proline-rich nuclear receptor coactivator 2
Exons: 4
Coding region: 127-603 (158 amino acids)
Source: RefSeq, a predicted model, not a curated record
GACCGUCACCUUCUGCGGUCCUCGGGAUCCGAUCGAAAGCUGCAAACAUUCAGCAUCACCACCAACGUCCGUUUACAUCUGGACGUAUUUGAUAUAGCAAGUUAUCUAGAUAGUUAGGUCGAUAUCAUGCUGGGCGAUGCUUUUGGACAUCGUGUUGAGUCGAGCGUGGAGAAUAAAGCAGUGAAGAUGAAGAAAAGCAGAUCCAAGCAAGCGCUCUUGAAGAAGAGAGGACGAAACGUGCACAGCAAACCCAACAAAUCACUCAAACCAGCUCACUCCAAACCAGCCACCAAUAAACAGCAACUGAAGUUAAAAACCGAAAGUGUUGAACGAGGGAUCCAGCCCAGCAGACCGUCUGUCCACAGCUCGAGCCGGCUUGAGCAAACCACCGACAACCUGAUCAAACGGAGACAGUGGAGCAAGCAAAGAAAUGCAGCGGACAACACUCAGCUUCCCCAAAGACAGGAGAACCCUUUCAGCGAGCCGCCCUCGCCCCGCGUCCUCCCCAAACCGCCCAGCCACUGGGUGGGAGAAGGUGCUCUUCAGCAGCACUGCAGCAAAGAGCAGAUGUCUGUGCACCUCAAAACCCUGCUGAAGGUCUGAGCAGAACCCUGAGCUCGAAUCUGAAAUGGGACACUAUAGAAAAUAAAGCGGACUUGCUAC